ACAGAAGCCCUGACCUCCCAGGCCUGGGAGCACAUCUUUCUUCCCACAGCUUGGUGCUUACUUCAAAGUCUGAUACAGAAAAAAUUAAUUGAUUUUUAAACAUCCUUGGAGUACACAGGCCUCAACACCCUCUAGCAGCCCGGACCUGUAAUUUUCUUCAAGCAUGGAGAAGUUGAACUUGUUGGGAUUCCUCAUCAUCACCUUAAACUGUAACAUGACCGUCAUGGGCAUGAUCUGGCUGAUCGUGACGGUCUUGCUGAGGAUGCUAGUGGUGGUCUUGGCAGGGUCACCUAUCUAUGAGGAUGAACAAGAGAGGUUUAUUUGCAACACACUCCAACCAGGAUGUGCCAACGUUUGCUACGACCUCUUUUCCCCAGUGUCACCACUGCGGUUCUGGCUAGUGCAGAGCCUGGCCCUGCUUCUGCCUUCAAUCAUCUUUGGCACUUACACCCUACACCUCGGUGCGAAGCUGGCUGCAGGGGGAGCCUGCAGGCCCCAGGUGCCCGACCUGUCAACUGCCUACCUGGUGCACCUACUGCUGCGCAUGCUGCUGGAGGCUGGGCUGGCUUCCCUGCACUACUUUCUCUUUGGCUUUUUUGUGCCCACCAGCGUGUCUUGCUCGCAUGUACCCUGCUCAGGGGCUGUGGACUGCUACGUGUCGCGGCCCACGGAGAAGUCCCUCCUGGUACUAUUCUUUUGGGCAGUGAGUGCGCUAUCCUUCCUGCUCAGCUUGGCUGACCUGCUUUGGAUCCUGCCGAGGAGGACACUGAGGACCACGCAGUGGAUGAAUGGAGAGGCUAGAUCAGUCUGUGAAGUACCUGCACCUCCCCCUUGCCUCUUACAAAACCCCCAGGGCUAUCUUAGCCAAGGUCAGGUAGACCAGGAGGACAGACAGGAGGAGCAAGUUGUGCCUGAAUUCCCCUGCAUGUGGACAGCAGGGCAGGGCAACAAUAGCAAUGCUGGUCAGGUCAGUGUGUCAGGGCUGCUGGAGCACUCAGACCAAGAUGUUAGCGAGGCCCCUUCCUCAGCUGGUGACAGGCUGACAGUGGCUCACACAGCAUAUGAGCUCAGAUCCCAUAGAGACACUUCACUGGACCUGGGGGGCAAAAACACCCAGUCCGAUGAGCUCUCCUUGGCUACCCAGAGCCACCUGGCCAGACAGGCUUCAGCCAGCCAGCCUCAAGCUCCAGGCCGACUGACCACCUCAGGCAGUACUCCCCAUCUGAGAACCCAAAAGUCUGAGUGGGUGUGAAAGCAGCCAUGCAGAGCCCCAAAGCCCCUUUUCCAGCACCGCACUGCCCUUUGUUCUCAGGGCAGGGUAAGAGGUUUCUUCAUCUUGUAUUCUUGCUGAGAUCAUUUUAUAUUUAACUAGAAAUGUUAUUUCCAUGGUGUAGAGACCCAUGGAAAACUAUCCUACACUGUUCUAAGAACCUGAGGUCAAGAUGGUCUAGCUAACUUACUUUCUGUUAAAUGGCUUGCUUGGGCAAACCGCCUCCUCCAUCUAAUCACUUAUUUUAGCUUUUAUUGACCUGUUUGAUUAAGCAAAAGCUCCCUCUGCAGCUUCAGAGCAAGAGGCCCUUCAGGGUCUAGUAUGACCUUGGUAGGGGUGGAAUGACAUGGUUCCUACCCCUGGAACAGGGGCAACAGGGCAUGGGCCUCCCUCCUUGAGUGUCAAUGGCUGCUGUAGGCUUGCUUGUAUACUACUGUACAUAUUUUUACAUUCCUCUUUUAAGGAAUGUCUUCCCUGUUAACAUUAAUGCCUCUAUGCUAACCAGAGAUAGCACGCGUUGGAGUUGCUGAUGUCUCUGCAGACUUGUAAAUGUCGGGGUAGUCCUUCGGGGUAGUUCUUCAGGCUGUGGGAAGAACCCCUAGAAGCAUGAGUUAAAAUAGUUAUGAUUUCUCAACUAUGCAAAAUGUAAGGAUGCAAUAUGAACUAUAUGAGGGGCUUCGCAAACUGUACUGUGAGCCAACUUGUCAGAAAGCUACUCAGGAGGGAGAUGGAGAGAUUGGGGAGUGGUGAUCUCAAGAGAUCUUAACUAGCUAAGAUUUAGGUUUGUGCUUACAAAGGCAGAACAAGGCUAGGCCCAGACAUGGUCCCACCUAGUUAACAGAGGCAGGCAGAUCUCUGAACUCUUUUGCAAUGUUUAAAAAUAUAUGUGUUUGCUGUCUCCUAAGAACCAAGAGGCUGUGGUCAUGGGAUGCUGAUUCAUAGGAUAAUCAAAAGGGAAUCUGGAGUAAAUGACUGGAUUGAGAUGCAAAAUAAAAGACUGGGCUUAUGAUCUGCAAUAUUUUAGAAUAGCAAGAAAGAACUGCUUGGAGAACUGUCUAGAGCAGAAAAUGGAAAGAGCUGUCUGGAAAUCUCCAGAGAAAGCAGAUCAGAGAGAAAAUCUUGAAAGCAGAACAGACGUUGUCAGCUUGGACCCAUGAUUUGACUUCGAUUGGUUUGUUUCAAUGCUCUCAAACACCUUUCUCUCCCUCCAAGUGAAGGCUGGUUCUUGGCAAAAAAAAUCCUUACCCUAAAAUCUCAGAGCUAUACUUGGGUCCCCAAUACCUGAAUGUAGUUCCAGUCAGCUAUAAUAAAGACUUUCAAUUGCCU
Molecule: messenger RNA, 2596 nt
Organism: Mus pahari (shrew mouse)
Lineage: Eukaryota; Metazoa; Chordata; Mammalia; Rodentia; Muridae
Gene: Gjd4
Product: gap junction protein delta 4
Exons: 2
Coding region: 164-1252 (362 amino acids)
Biological process (GO): cell communication
Cellular component (GO): connexin complex
Source: RefSeq, a predicted model, not a curated record